AUGCUGCUGCCUACAGCAGGUGUUUUUCAGCGUUUUCCCCAUCAAAAAGCAAACGCACUGGUUUUUCUUUCUUUCAGCACAGCCAUCGUUAUGAAAAAAUCAUUUAUGAAUUUCGGAAUCGGUCUUCAGUUGGGGUUUUAGCUUGUAAUUCUCUGUCAGUUUGGCUGUGGCUAGGAAACCACCCAUAAUCAAACGGCCAGUCUUCUCAGAUUUAUUUAAAUAAUCGUCGUAGUAAACUCAUAUUUUACUAAGAUGUUCAGAAAUAUGAAGAAUCUAGUUGUCCUCGCUUUUUUCUUGUUUUUCGCUGACGCUGUGUUUGGUUUUGAGACCGAUGGCGUGAAGUCGAUAUCAGUGAUGGAGGGAGAUUCUGUCACUCUACACACUUGUCUAAAUCAAAUACAAAAAUAUGACACAAUACUGUGGAAGUUUGAAAACACUCUCAUAGCUCAAUUCAACAAGGCUUCCCAAACGUUCUCGACGAAAGAUGGUAAUGAUGGGAGAUUUAGAGAUAGACUGGAGUUAAACACUGAAUCUGGAUCUCUGACCAUUAGGAACAUCAGAACUAACCACUCCGGGUUUUAUAAAGUGGACAUGAUCAGCACGAGCGGCUCCUCAAACAGGAGAUUCAAUGUGACUGUAACUGGUGUGUUUGAUCCAGAUGCAGAUAAAUUAAAGCCUGUGUCAGCAAAGGAGGGAGAAUCUGUCACUCUAAAUACUGAUUUUAAAGUACAGAAAGAUGAUCUGAUGCUGUGGAAGUUUGGACGAGCCACAGUCGGAUGCAAAUAUAAUCCACUUCAUCAUGUCCCGUGUCAAAGUGAUGUGACUGCAAUCGCUAAAAUUGAUGGAGAAACCCGUGAGGUCUCAUCAGAUACUGGUUACAGUGAGAUGUUUAAUAAUAGACUGAAAAUGGACAAACUGACCGGAUCUCUUACCAUCACAAACAUCAGACCUGAACAUUCUGGGUUUUAUAUACUACAGAUUAGUAAUAACACUGGGACCAAAUACAGGAGAUUCAACGUUACUGUUAGUGCCGUCACGAAAUCCCACUCGCAUGUAGUUUGGAUGUCAAUCGCUAUAGUGCUUUUGUUGAUGGUGGCAGUUUGGUGUUUGGCUACGGGCUUUAAAAACAGGCGCAACAGGAACUUUUUGUUCGGGAAACUGAGGUCAAAUAACUGCUGUCAAUCUACAGGGGCGCAGGAACCGGAAUCAAUGCCAAAGUCAGUGAUAGAGGGAGAGCCUGUCACUCUCAACACUGAUCGUACUGAACUACAGAGAGGUGGUGUGAUAGAGUGGAAGUUUGGAGGCAGCGUCAUAGCAAAAAUCAGCAGAGCAGCCAAUAAGAUCUGUCAGAAGACUUAUGAUGGUGCUGAUGAGAGGUUCAGAAACAGACUGGAGCUGGACUGUAAGACUGGAUCUCUGACUAUCACAAACUCCAGAACCACAGAUUCUGGAGAUUAUCAACUACAGAUUGCCACCAAUGGAAAAGUGGAACUAUACCGAAAAUUCAAUGUUUCUGUCUUUGAUUCGAGUCAAAACAUACCUAAAGAGUCAGUUGAGUCUCCUUUGAUGAGUGAAGAGAUGGAGUUGGAGUUGGUAUAAUGCUAUUAACAUUGAUGAGAAAUGUGUCAUAUAUGCAUAUAUGUUAUUUGCCUCUAAAAAGUUCUACACCCAUGAAUGACCAAGAACUCGCCAUAUCAGAAAUGUUAUGUACAUAAAGUGCAGCUAAUGUAUGUGAAUGUUGUGUUUUUGUACAUAUCCUUGAGCCUGUGAUGUGUUUACCGACAUGCUUUUGCUGAAAUAAUACAUUUUAUUUACUUGUGUCUAGCACUGUAAUUUUCUAAUUGAUAUGCCUUUUUCUGUGAGCGUAUAAAGUACUUAAUCAUAUCUAUAAUGCACUUUGUAUGACUGUUUAACCAAAUAAUAAUAGAAGACACUACGGCUUUAGCACUGCUAUUAUGAAACACUGGAAAUACAGCAUUGUUGCUUUAUUUUUUUUACGUUUGCUGCUCAGUGAAUAAAUGUGGGAGAAA
Molecule: messenger RNA, 2030 nt
Organism: Sinocyclocheilus grahami
Lineage: Eukaryota; Metazoa; Chordata; Actinopteri; Cypriniformes; Cyprinidae
Exons: 7
Coding region: 253-1599 (448 amino acids)
Source: RefSeq, a predicted model, not a curated record